Drosophila rhopaloa is the source of this 942-nucleotide messenger RNA. Its product is annotated as cytokine receptor-like. The record is from RefSeq and is a predicted model, not a curated record. Bases 1 to 942 code for a protein of 313 amino acids. The transcript has 3 exons. Lineage: Eukaryota; Metazoa; Arthropoda; Insecta; Diptera; Drosophilidae.
AUGUCUUCCCAAAAUCUUGAUGCGCGUGUGCUGGAGGAUCGUACGUUGGAAACGGAGCCAUUCGGCGAGUUUACCAUCGGCUACAGAGAGAACCAACCCGCAGAGGACGGUGUUGUGCACUUCAGUUGCAAUUCGCCAUGGGCGACUGGUCAUUUCACUCUCAAGAUCCUGAGGAAGGCCAAAGUGACCGAUGACCCGCCGGAGGUACUGUCCAACGGUUUCUACCACGACCCGAUGGAAGGAAAGCUUCAAAUUUUCUGGCAGCAGCAGGGCGAACUGCAGUUCAGCGGGUCAAACUUGGCACACAGCGUGCACGCGGAUGUGGGAAAAAAUGCUCUGAUUGUUGGCUACAACACUGCGAUUUUCUACGAUUGGGAUCCCACGAAGGCGGCCACUGUUCACAUUAGGAGGCAGAGCUCCUGGGGUCGCUCGACUAAAAGCUCUGUCUUACAGGUGCCGAUUUUGAUGAACUCUACUCGUCGUCGUCCGCAGAACCUGAGCUACCACCACAAAACCAACAAAAUGUCCUGGAAAGCACCACAAGACGAAAAGGAGCUGCUCGGCUACACUGUCUACUGGUGCACUGCCUUAAGAAACAACUCCCAACUCUGUGACGACCACAAUCCAGUGAAUUUUCACAUGCUGGAAAAAUCACAGCUUGAGUUCCAGUGGGACGAGUCUAUGGCUCAAUUAAAUAAGGGAGUGGGAGCGCGAUACAAUGACAACUCCGGCGGAGGAGUUCAGUGGAUCGGACCAGGGUUUCCCGAAAACACUUAUGUCCCUCGAUUGAGUUUCUACUUGGGCUUCUUGAUCAUCUAUAUCAUUAUAAUGGUCUUCUAUUGUAAAUGGAAAAGUAUGGCCGAAAUCGAGAUCAGCUUGCCUCCCAUAUUCGAUCCUAUAGUGAUGAAAGAAUUAGGAGUGAAAACUCUUGACUUUGCCUAG